AUGACUACCACAGAGGGGUCUCGACCGGAUGAUUACCCCUACCUCACACAUCCCUUCCGGUCAAUGAAAACCGAAUAUGAUGUUGUCGUUGUCGGGUCUGGGUAUGGAGCUGGUGUUGCGGCGAGUCGGAUGGCUCGAGCUGGGAAGAGCGUGGCAGUCCUCGAGUUGGGUUGGGAGAGACGGCCACUAGGCGGCUGUUCACUUAUUAACGCGGGAGUCUUCCUCGAAGCCGAUCAACAAACCCUGCAUAUGAGUGAAUGGCCCUCAGAGAUAAGGAACGAUAAUUCUGCGCUCCGACCGUACUACUCGCGCGCGGCAAAGAUGCUGCAGCCUUCACCUUAUCCAGAAGGCCAUCCGCGUCUUCUGAAACUUGAAGCCAUUCAGAUGCAAGCUGAGUGGCUAGGCAAGGUAGUAAGUUUUUACCGCACGCCCCUCACAACAUUCUUUCGUCGGGAGCGCAACCAUGUCGGCGUGAUGAUGCAGGAGAAUCAAGGAUCGGGUGAUGAAAGUACCGGCCUGAAUGAUGGAUCCAAAAACACGGUUCCUACAACUUACCUUACAGAUGCCUGGAACUGGGGCGCUGAGAUCUUCUGCGGCUGCGAAGUACGGUAUAUAGAGCAAGUCCCAAACCAGAAGGGUUACGUGGUGUACUUUGCCUGGCAUGGGAGUGGGAUGUCGUCGUUUGGGGAAGAUGUUAAAUCCCAAUUGUUUUGGGUCAAAGCUGGUGUCAUUUGGCUAGAACGAGUUGUGUUUCCUUGGGGCCGGCGCAUUGGGAACAACAGAGAUUUUACUUCGCUCAAAAAUUUUCGGUCUGCCAAUCUCGCCCAUGGUGGGAAGGAACAUUUCAGGAAAUGGGGACAUGUUGGUCUUUGCUCAGGUUACAACGGCGACUCUAAGGUGAACGGCAUCUCGGGGGCAGCAUCAGGCCCUGCGAGUCGACCAGGUCCAACAGUCACCGGCGUUGUGGAUCGAAGAGGGGUAUCCUCAGGGGGUGCCCUGGCCGGUUAUGUAAUUGAAGAUGGAUGCAUACCAAAAUCUUUGAGCCCGCUGAUCCAAGCCAUGCUUGUGCUGCAGACCGUUCGUUUCCCGGCAUCCAGGUCAGAAUCUGAGAGCAUGUCUCGGAUUUGGAAGAUGCUCAAGAAGCUUUCUGCCAAAACGUUUGAAUUGAGAGGAGCUAUGCAACGCACGUCAACCUAUCUUGUCAUGUCACACGACAGUAACGAACUCACACUCACCCUGAAAGGUGAUCGACCAAUUCUGCGCGGACCCGGAGAGGGACGGUCUGAAAACUUUUCUAACAUCCGAUACGCUCUGAGUUAUGUCAUUAGCCGGGCAGGAGGGAAAAUAGGAUCUUCACUUCUGCGUAGUCGUGAACAGGAAGAAGUCACUGUCCAUCCGCUCGGAGGUGCCAAUAUGAGUAGCGACGGCACAGGUCGUGGCGGUGUCACUGACCAUCUAGGCCAGGUGUACAUAGGUCAUGGGAGUGCGAAACAUGAAGGCCUUGUAGGUACUGAGCUACACAGCUUCGUUGCAUCUUCUAACAUCUUAGGUGUAAAUCCUAUGGCGACAAUAACUGCGCUUGCCGAGAGAUCCGUUGAUUUGAUCUCCAAGAGGCGACAGUUCUCCAUUGAUACUUACACUCCCAACGGGAGACUUGACGCUUCUUCGCAGCCGACGGUAUCAAAGAGGGAGGCCCAUGGAUCUCAGGACACAACUAAGUCAAAUAAGCCACUAUCACCAAUUGGAUGGCAGUUCUCCGAGGUCCUCGAUGGGCACAUAUAUAUGCAAUCAAGUGAUGUAGGCUUUGACGCAUGCGAAACACUAGGUCGCGGUUCGUCCUGCACCACGCGCAUGUUUCUUACCGUCGAGAUUUGCCGAAGGAUAGGUGAGUCUCCAUAUGUUGUGCAUGGCGAGGUUCUCACAAUUUUAGAUACGUUUGGAUUACAGUAUGAGGGCAUAUGUACUGGAACAGUAGCCUGCCGUGGACUAUCCAGAGGUCCGAUGAGAGUGGUCGAUGGCAAGGUUCGGUUUUUCGUUCAGUCAAAGGAGCAAGCCGAAUCAACGACUUUGAGAUACUCACUUCAGCUCCUUUCAUUGGAAAACAUUAAGUAUAAUCUCGAAGGGUACAAACUGAUUGAUUCGGCCUCCGCGUUCUCCGUUCGCGGAAUGUGGGAGGCGACCACUAAGGUCAAUGUUCAUAUCACUCAAGGUGAUGGGUUGAAGCUUGCUGUGGUCUUCCUCCGACCUUUUGCACCGGCACGGGAACUUCGCCGCUCCUCUCACUAUCACCCUACCCAAAAACAGGGACCCUCGACUACAGCAUUACUUAGGACAAGUGAUGGAGUCACCGUGGGUUUAGAAGAGUAUGAGCCGCUGCCAAGCACAGACGAAGUUAUCAAAAGCCAGGUUACUGGCCCUCGGCCAGUAUUGUUUAUCCCAGGAGUCACCGGUAAGGCUGCACAUAGCACCUUUGCGCUCCCAUAUUUGCGAUGCAACAUGGUCGAGUAUUUCACAUCACGCGGGUGUCGGUGCUACGUCUUGACUCCUCGCUGGGGCAGCGACUCUACAACGUCAGCGCAGUGCACCGUUUACGACUGCCGCCUCGACAUUGCGGCAGCACUGCAACACAUUCUAGGCCAGCAGAAGCAGAAGCCAUACGUAGUAGCCCACUGCCAAGGCUCCGUAGCACUGGCGAUGGGUCUGUUGGACGGCACCAUCAACCGCACACACAUACUCGGUAUCACAGCCAACGCCGUAUUCAUGACGCAGGUCCUAGCCUACUGGAACUCACUAAAAGCCGCCACUCCAGCCCUGAUUCGGCUAUACGAGUUCAUCUCAGGAACACACUACCCAAUUGGCUCGCCUGAUGGCAACAAACCAAUUCAUAAAAUCCUCGACAUCCUCCUUCGGUUCUACCCCGUUGAAAACCGCCGAGACAUUUGCACCUCGACACAUUGUCAUCGAACCACGUUCGCAUUCGGGUUAUGCUGGAACCACAAUAAUCUCGACGCUAACAUACAUGACAAUGUUGGCGAGUUCUUCGCAGAUACGCAUACUAAGCUCCUCGAGCAUGUUACCCGUAUGGGGACACAUGGAGCGUGCUUGGAUAAUGAGCUUCGUCCCCUUCUCACAGAUCGGAAUCUGCGUAAUCUGCAGGGUAUUCCGAUUCUGUUCAUGUCAGGCACAGUCAAUGAGGUGUUUAAGCCCGAGUCGACUCUACGAGACUAUGAGAUGCUGAGACGUCGAUUCGGGGAGCAUCUGUAUCGUCGAUUCUUGGUUGAGGGAUAUGGUCAUUUGGAUCCGGUUAUUGGGAAGAAUGCGGCGGAUGAUGUUUAUUGGAGGGUUUUCGAGCAUGUUAAGUGGUGUGUCCAAGGUCAGGGGGAUACAAAGAGAUGA
Messenger RNA from Aspergillus niger, 3396 nucleotides. RefSeq lists its product as uncharacterized. Bases 1 to 3396 code for a protein of 1131 amino acids. Lineage: Eukaryota; Fungi; Ascomycota; Eurotiomycetes; Eurotiales; Aspergillaceae. The transcript is spliced from 8 exons. The record is from RefSeq and is a predicted model, not a curated record.